GAUGUUGACGGCGGCUUUAAUUGAAACGAAAAUCUAUCGGGAAAUUGUUCGAACUUGUUAGUUUUAGUUAAUAUAUGCAUAUACAAUUGGGAGGCGGGUUUUCUCAAGCGUUAUCACGCCCGAAAUUCCCCGUUGGUGAAAACAUUGCAAUAAUAUAUUAUGAUUUAUAUAUGUGCGUGCCAUACAAGUGAUUAUUGGCCAAUGCAGAAACAUUUAUUAGUUGCAUUCCUAUGUAGUCCGAGAGUACAUUAAUUGCAAUACAAUGGCAAAUUAUAUAUAUAUAUUGUCCAUUUGCCUAGUUGUUGCAGCUUUAGCGCAAUUGAUUGUUGCGGACACAUCAACAUUAGAACGAAUUAAGAAACACCAAGAAUGGCUAAACCGACAUAAACUCAGAACGGAAAAAGUCAAAUAUACCAAAUGGAAAGCAUCUUUUGAGCCAGCUAAGCUAUGGCUGAUAAACAAAGAACCUUCAACAAAGCAGAACUCAAGCAUCAAUGAGGUAUACACGGAAAACGAAACAAGCUCUAUCAAUAGCAAUAUGAUUGGCGAUGCCAACAUUAACGUGUUGCCCACCGUCUUAACCCAAACGCCUCAUCUACGUAGCCUCGACGAGCAAGAAGUAUUAAAAAAUGCCAACUCAACUGAAGUAUCGCAAAUGUGGACAACUGCGGCGCCAACUUUGGCAACGAAAUCUUUAAUAGCUGAAGAGCCCGAUGUAUUGACCACUGCAUUGACAUUACGGAAGUUGGAUGAUGUUCCCUCAACUGCCACAACGACUACGACUACGACUACGACUUCUAGAAAGCCCAAGCCCAAGCUUAGGCCCUUUCCUCGAUGGGCUAAUUGGAAUCCCUGGAGUGAAUGUUCCCGCAGUUGUGGAGGCGGCGUAAUGCAUCAGACUCGCAAGUGCAUUGAUCGAAAUUCUACGACCAGUAGAGUAUAUAUGAGUGAUACUUGUGUGGGCCUCUCGAAACGCUAUCAGAUAUGCAAUGACCUUCCCUGUCCAAUGGAAUCAAUGGAUAUUCGUGCAUAUCAAUGUGCUGCAUACAAUAAAGUUGACUUUCAGGGUCGUCAAUACAACUGGGAGCCAUACAUUAAAGACGAUGCCGAGUGCGAGCUGAACUGCAAGCCUUUGGGCAUGAAAUACUUUGCCACACUCAAUGAUACGGUUAUUGAUGGCACCCCCUGCCAGAGGCCCGCUGAGUAUUAUCGCUCCAAUCGGUCCACUCUAGUGGGCCGGGCAAUAUGUGUCGACGGCAUUUGCAAGGCCGUUCUUGGCAAUGGCUCCAUAAAGGGCCUGUACGCUAAUAGCGGUUCAGUCAGCUGCGGAGGCCUACUCUGCCGUCCCGUAACUGGAAUCUUUACGCGCGAUCCGUUGCCAGAGGACGCUUACGUGCAUGUGGCCACAAUACCAUCGGGUGCUUCCAAUAUAUCCAUAACUGAACUCAAGAACAGUGCGAAUUUACUUGUGUUGCGCACAAGCGAACAGAAGAACAUUUUCAAUGGCGAGAACGAGAUCUCGGAGAGCGGAUCAUAUGAGGCAGCGGGCGCAACUUUUGACUAUCAUCGCAUCGAUGGAGUGCAGCAGGGCGAGGGCGUCACUGAGUGGAUCACAUGCACGGGCCCCAUCAAAGAUCCUGUGGAGCUCCUAGUUUACAGCAAUAUACUGAAUCCUGGCAUUAAGUACGAGUACCUUCUGCCCAUUGUCUCGGACUCGGAGGAAAAUGAAUUGUCUCUGGAGAGUAGCGAUGGCUUCCUAAAAGCUGGUGCUGGCAGCGAUGAUGGCAGCUCUGGCAGCAGCAUCCGCUCGGGACGCAGGCGUAAAUUCAACUGGAAGGUGGUUGGCUUCAGUGCCUGCACCAAGUCCUGCGGUGGCGGCACCCAGUCGCCUAUCGUGCGCUGCGCCCGUGAGAAUCCAGUGCGUUACUAUUCGCAGCGUCGUUGCAGUCAUUCGGAAAAGCCGGUGCUGAACGAGAAUCUGCUGCACUGCAACACACAGCCGUGUCCGGCCUAUUGGCGGCACGACGAGUGGGGCGAAUGUCGUUGCCAGCAUGGGGAGUCUGUGCGGCGACGGGAGCUGAGCUGCGUCCAGGAGCUGGCGUCGGGCAUUGUCAUUCACGUGGAUAAGGCCGCCUGCAUGGAGGAGCAGCCGCCCAGCGAAAAGCAAUGUGAGUGCCCCAAGGCGCGACGCCGCAACUCUGCCCGCUAUCGCAUGCACCUCCAUCCCGAUGCGGCCAAUGGAACACAUCUCGUGCGCCAUCGUGCACCAAAAGUUGCCAGCGAUGCGGUUUGGAUAAUGUCCGAAUGGAAUCAGUACUGUUCAUCGUCGUGUGGCCCGGGCAUCCAGUAUCGCACCAUCUUUUGCGAUCGCCCUAAAACUAAAAGCGAGCGUUGCGAACCCCGCGACAUACCAGAGAACCGCAGGCCCUGCGAGCAAACAGCCUGCGAAAUGGGAGAUUGGUUUACCGGACCCUGGUCGCCAUGCAGUGGCGAUUGCUUCAAUCUAACCCGUAGUCGAACCGUGCUGUGCAUUAAGAACCAGCUUAUCACGGACGACGAGGAGUGCAAGACGGAACUAAGACCGCAGCCGCUCGAGAACUGCUCGCACGAAGAGAUUGAAUACUGUGCGCCGCGCUGGCAUUACUCUGAUUGGUCUGAGUGCACCAAAAGCUGCGACGGCGGCACCCAGCGACGCACUGUCAAGUGCCUGGAGUACGACGACAAGCAGAAUGCUCUACGGGAAUCCUCAAAGUGCCGAUACGCAUUAAGGGAGCCCAUCUAUCGCAACUGCAAUACCCAGAAAUGUGAAGAUCUGAAUAACGAACUGGUCCAGAAUGACGAGGCACCGCCCUGCGUGGAUAACUUUCCCAAUUGCAAGUGGGCCGUGCAGGCCAAGCUAUGCAGCUAUGAAUAUUAUCGGAACAAUUGCUGUAUCUCCUGCACUCGGCCAUAUUAAAUCGAACAUGUCGAAAAUGUAGCUUUAAUUGUUGCGAAUGAAUGGAAAAUGAAAAGAAAAUAACGAAAACCGUGAUCUUAAAGCAAUUUCUUACAUAUAUAUAUUCAUAACUGAUCAUUAGUACAUACAUAUUUGCAUACCUAUCAAAACUAGCCGCAAAUUCUCAGUAUGAAUUCCAAUUUGACAUACGAGUGCAUUUACAUCUAUUAACACAUACCACUUAAGUGCAUAAAUACGUAAACGAAGCAUAAACAAAUACAAUAACAUUUUACUAAACAACUCACAUAUGAUAAAUGUGGACCUGAAGCUAAAUCAAGUGCCACACUUAAAGAUAUUAUACGAAACUCCUCUAACUCCCAAAAGUGCUUGCAGUACUAUGAAUAUUCUACGAGGAUUGGAUGAACACCCGAUCCGAUCU
Molecule: messenger RNA, 3374 nt
Organism: Drosophila hydei
Lineage: Eukaryota; Metazoa; Arthropoda; Insecta; Diptera; Drosophilidae
Gene: loh
Product: thrombospondin type-1 domain-containing protein 4
Exons: 11
Coding region: 263-2956 (897 amino acids)
Biological process (GO): extracellular matrix organization
Cellular component (GO): extracellular matrix
Molecular function (GO): metalloendopeptidase activity
Source: RefSeq, a predicted model, not a curated record